GGAUUUUCAAAAGAUGUGUAGUAACGUUGAGAUGAAGAAACCGAUUUUCGGUAGGGAAUGUGGUACAGUAGAUCCUCAUGAAAAUGUUUCAAAUUAUCAUAAUUAUUUAUCAAGAGAGAUUUCUACUAAUAGUAUAGAAAAAUAUAACUUAAAUGAAAAUUUAAGUGAUUUACAAACUGUUAGUGAAAUUUUUCCGAGUUACCCUGUUUCGAACUAUAACGGUUCACGUCCAGGAGCAUUCUUUUCUUGGCCACGGAAUAUUACAGGUGAAAGAGUAGAAAAGUAUGAUAGUCGAAGUAUAUCUUGCAAUGCUCUACUUGGAAUUGAAAUAGAACAUCGUCCGCCAACAAAUAUUCCAGGACCAAUUAAAAUGGCAUUUGGUAGAGCUGCACCUGGUUAUUAUGCACAAAAAUAUCCAAGUAAAGAAACAUGGUUCAAUUCCAAUGCAUUGCAUCGUCAUAUACCUAUAAUAAGAUUUAAUCCAUUUUCACGUAAUCUAGAUAACUAUAAAAACUAUAACAAUGAAUAUAAAGAAUAUUUAUAUAGAGUAAAUGAAUUGACAGAAUAUCAAGAUAAAUAUUUAACAAAUACUCCAUCGUUAUGAAAACAAAUCAGAUAAUCCUGUUUUAACUUUGAAGAUAUAAAAGAAAAUCAUACACACACGUAGACACAUAAAUUGUAGGUUAGUGACUUGACCUUGAGGAUGGGUCAAGAAGAAGUAAAAAAAUAGACACACUCUUCUGUUUUUUUUCUUGUUUUUUUCACUUUCAUUUCAUUUCAUUGAUUAACUUGUGCAAAUAAUGUUCGUUGUCUCAAGCAGUUUUUCACAUCAAUUCAUAUAAACAAAAUGAUGGGCUAUUUGAAGAUUUGUGAUUGUUUUCGUUUUUUUUGGCUUAUACCGUCAUAGGCAUAAAGUUGAUUAAUUAUUAGAAACUGUAUUGUUUUUAAUAUAGAAUAAAAUAGAUUUA
This is a messenger RNA of Schistosoma guineensis, 968 nucleotides long. The record is from the annotation of a GenBank genome assembly. NCBI's taxonomy places the organism in Eukaryota, Metazoa, Platyhelminthes, Trematoda, Strigeidida, Schistosomatidae.